AGUUCAAACUCUUUAUUUCCACUCAUGGCAGUAUAUAAACCCUGCCCAUUUCCACUUUUGGCUGAAUGGGACCGUUUUUAAAAAGCCCCGGUCACGCAUAAACAGGAGUUUUGGAGUUUCCGAGGCGGCCGUGAACGCAGCAAACGGAUCAAGCUGGAGGAGCGUAAAAAGUGAACGCGAGCAGGAGCCGCGAGGACAACAAGUUAGCGCGGAUAAUGGGACCAUUGUGCUCCAGCAAGGCAGAUCGCAGGCGUGUUUAUUGAGCCGUCACAUGCCGCCGGACAACUUUUAGCUCGGAUUCAGUCGUCGUUUCGUUUGGCGGGUCAGUUAGAAACAGAGUUCUGCUUUCAGUCGGAUGUCAGUGAGUGAGACAGGUCACUUUUAAAGACAGGCAGGCAGACAGGUCGGCUGCACGGCUUCCGCUGGGGGACAUUUCGGCUCCGUUCAGUUCAAUGUCCACAGUAAACUGCACGGAGGAGCUGGACUUCAGACUCAUCUUCGAGGAAGACGGCAGGCAGACGGCAGGUCCAGAUCUCGAUGUGAGGACGUUUCCCUCCUCCGCGCAGGCUCUGGUCGAGCAGCCCUUCAUCCAGGAGCUGCAGAGUUCCCCCUCAUGUUUCACCUCAGACCCACAUGUUGGAUACCAACUUCAGGGGCCCCAGUACGGUGCCCAGGUGAACCCCAGAGCCUUUGACUGCCCCAGCAUCCAGAUUACCUCCAUUGCUCCAAACAACCAUUUGGAGCCCGACAGUAGCCAAGAUGUUUUGGCAGUGGGCGGGGCAGAGGGGGGUUACAGCGAUGCAUCCUGGUCCAGAGACCAGCUCUACCUCUCUCUGGAGCCCCGCUACCGGGAUCCGGCUCUGUGCCCGAGCCCCUGCAGCAGCCUGUCCUCCAGGAGCUGGAUCUCCGACCUCUCCUCCUGCGAGUCUUUCUCGCAUACCUACGAUGACGCGGAGGGGGAGCUGCCUGAUGCCGCCCGCCUCGCUAUGGUCCCCCUCGGCUCGCCUUUUGGUUCCCCGGGAUGCGGGGGCGGAGCCUUUGGGGUGGAGCUGUGGCAGCAGAAGUACCAGCAUCCUUUGGCCUUCAACCCGGCGCUCUCGCCCCAUCAGUCACCUCGCCAGUCACCUCGCCAAUCACCCCGCCAGUCGCCGUGUCACUCUCCUCGCACCAGUGUGACAGAAGAGAGUUGGCUCAACCGCCGGCCCACUUCCAGGCCGUCAUCCAGGCCAACCUCCCCCUGUGGUAAGAGACGCCACUCCAGCGCUGACCCUCAUGCCCGCUCUCCGUCCCCUCACCACUCACCCAGCCCCACGCCAGGCGCCUCCCCACGGGGCAGCGUGACAGAUGAAACCUGGGUGGGAAGCCCUGCCGGCGCCCUCGGACCCCUCCUCAUGUGCGGAUUUCCUGAGCUGGACGUUCCCUCCAAGACAAGGAGGACGUCGGGGAGCCAGUUGGUCCUCCUGGCAGGUCAAGUGGACGCCAGUCUGGAGUCCUUCCAGGAUCCUCCCGCAGAAGAGGGGCGGGAACAAGAGGGCCUGGCCGAGCUCUUCCUUCAGGUGCCCUCCCACUUUACCUGGAACAAACCCAAACCCGGAAACCCCCCUCUGUUCAGGACCUCAUCCCCCCCUCCUCUGGACUGGCCUCUGCCCAGCCAGUAUGACCAGUGCGAGCUGAAGGUGGAGGUCCAGCCCAAGUCCUACCACAGGGCGCAUUACGAGACGGAGGGCAGCCGCGGAUCCAUCAAGGCAGCUGCUGGACAUCCUAUCGUUAAGUUGCACGGAUGCAGCGAGCAGCGGGUCGGUCUGGUGCUGUUCAUUGGCACCGCGGACGACCGAUACCUUCGUCCUCACCCCUUCUACCAGGUCCACCGAGUGACGGGGAAGACAGUCACCACCAUGUGCCAGGAGAAAAUUAUGGAUUCCACUAAAGUCCUGGAGAUCCCUCUGCUUCCAGAGAACGACAUGUCUGCCAGCAUCGACUGCGCCGGCAUCCUGAAGCUGCGUAACGCUGACAUCGAGCUGAAGAAAGGAGAGACGGACAUCGGGCGGAAGAACACGAGGGUACGGGUGGUGUUCAGGGUCGCCAUCCCUCAGCCCGACGGCCAGAUUCUGUGGCUGCAGACGGCGUCGAUUCCCGUGGAGUGCUCCCAGCGCUCGGGUCAGGAGCUCCCUCAGGUGGACAGCUUCAGUCCAGCCAGCGGCUCCGUGGAGGGAGGAGAGGAGCUGCUCAUAACCGGUCCCAACAUUUCCGCUCAGUCCAGGGUUGUUUUCAUGGAGAGAGGGCCUGAUGGAAGAUCGCUGUGGGAAACCGAUGCCAGAGUCGUGUCUGAAAAAUGCAGCGGAUCCAGCAUCGUGGUGGAGGUUCCUGUGUACAAUAAGAAGGCGACGUCGCCGGUCCAGGUCCAGUUCUACGUCACUAACGGGAAGAGAAGGAAAAGUGUGACGCAGAGCUUCACCUACCUGCCUGGAGUCAGACACCACCUUCCUCCCGCUGUCGCCACAGUCAAGCAGGAGCGCUGGGAGCCAGAUCACAUCUCCCAGAAUCCACCUGGCUUCAGCUCGACGGCCUCGUGCGACGGCACGCUCGGUCCUGACGUGGCGUACUAUGGUUCCUGUGACCUCCUGGUGCAGUGUGGUCCCCAAAGCAACCCCCAUCUCCACCAUCCUCACUCCUCUGCUCCCCUUCAGACCCCUUUAAUGUAUCCUCAGACCUCCUCGGCCCCGCUCCAAGUCUCCUCCUUGCCAUCGCAGACCACCUUGAUUCCCCUUCAGACCUCCGUCAUGGCUCCUCAGAUUACCACGAUUCCUCAUCCAGCCUCUUCUGUCCCGCUUCAGACCUUCUCCGUACCUCCACACUCCUCCCCUGGUGGAUCUCAGAGGGAACUGUCUCUGAGUCCCAGGAGUACCUUUGUGACCUCCGCCGACCCCCAGAAGGACUCUGUGCUGGCCGGGCCGGGGGAGGCGCUCAUCAUCAAGCAGGAGCCGGAGGAGCAGCCGCCUCUGGGAUCUUUAGGCCUCCAGGAGAUCACGCUGGAUGAUGUGAACGAGAUCAUCGACAGGGACAUCGGCGGUCUGGGCGGCAGCGACCAACCCGACCGGUACGACUGGGAGCCAAAGUCCGGCGCCGGCACCUUACCGUUCUGCGGAGGCCCCCAGUAGCACCACCGCUCUCAGGAACGUCGUUUUUCUUCUGCUGUUUGCACAAAGUGCUCCAAACUGAUCUUCAAGUGCCUGAAAACGUCAGAUGACAGUUUCCUCAUCUGUCUCAGGAAUUUUAGAGAGAAACCGACUCGUACCUCACAGACAAACCAAAGAUUUAACUUUUCAUGAGCGAAUCGGAGGAAGAUUAAAGGGCUGAAAUUUAACUUUGUUAUAAUAAUUCUAACGAUCGGUAACGUCAGACGUAAAAUAAGAAAAUUCUGUUAUUUAUUGGCCAGUAAAUUACAAAUAAUCUAUUUUUGAUACUCUGGAUCUGAUCCUCAAACCUGAAAUCCUUCAGCUGAUUUACAUUUUUAUAGCUUCGUUUUACACUUGUUUACAUUUCCUUUGCCCGGUUUAAUGUUGACGCUUCUCCACCGAACUGUUGUGGUGUGACACGGCGUUUUAGAAACAUGUUUAAGGUUGAAGUAAAAUGAAAAACAAACUU
Oreochromis niloticus (Nile tilapia) is the source of this 3645-nucleotide messenger RNA. RefSeq names its product nuclear factor of activated T-cells, cytoplasmic 3. Gene Ontology annotation, molecular function: DNA-binding transcription factor activity, RNA polymerase II-specific; RNA polymerase II cis-regulatory region sequence-specific DNA binding; transcription factor binding. NCBI's taxonomy places the organism in Eukaryota, Metazoa, Chordata, Actinopteri, Cichliformes, Cichlidae. Gene Ontology annotation, biological process: regulation of transcription by RNA polymerase II; calcineurin-NFAT signaling cascade; cytokine production. Gene Ontology annotation, cellular component: transcription regulator complex. The record is from RefSeq and is a predicted model, not a curated record.